GUGAGUUUGCACUUGUACAAAAGGUUUUUUCUAGUGUUCGCUCUCUUCGUUAUCGUUGUGUUUCUGACUCUGACGGUACCAAAUGCCUGCGUUAAGAGAGAUAAGUAUGCACUCACCGGAAGUGCAGGGGCUGUGUUGGGAACGACAAGUCGCCUUUAGGAUGACAAUUCGUUGAUCGUGCGCUGCGCACGUCAAAUCGGUUUGGCGUGCUCGCUCGUUUUUGCUGCAGCGACAGUCUGCAGCAUGUAGAUCUCAAUGUAAUUACACGCCUGCUGUUGUUAAUUCAGAGAGUGUCCCUAUCUGGACUGGACUUUCGUGGCUUCUACAGCUUCACAUCGUGACGAUGCGACUCGUCGGGGCGACUCCGUGCCUUGUCCAUUGGUUGUACACGUUCUCUAGAGAGCUGCACCAUAAGAGAGGGGUGAGUGAUGACGUACGAUUUGCCGCAAUGUACUUAUGCGCGUCCCGAGUGCGCUUCGUCUAUAGCAAGGGACUCAUCCGCAGCUAUCACCACCCAGCUCGUGUCGGGUCGACUUUGGGGAUUCAGGGUGCGAUGGUCGUCUUAGGGUCACCCAUCAGCCGAUCAAAGUGUAUUUCCUUGCAGCGGCAAGGACACUCGCCGUUCCGCGGAAUGCUCCAUGGCACGAUGGUCGUCGGUCGUUGCGCCUUAGAAAGCGGAAAUAGUGGAUUCCGUUCAUGGACAGUGAGAGUGACACUUGCGCAAGGAUGGACGUCCAGGGCUUCGUGCGGCGAUUUCUCGUAGCAGCGCGUAGUGAUGGAUUGCCUCGUUUGCGUUUCUGUCUCAACCCAGUGGGGGACUAGAUGAUGAUGGUGAUAGUGGUCUCAUCGUGCGGGGACGGACGUGUCGAAGUUGCGGUCGCACGGGGAGAUGAGGACGUGGGGAAGAAAAUCGUUUAAAGGGGUGUGAUCUCCAGGCGUAGCUGGGCAGUACGGGAUCGCGGCGCAAAUCGGGGUUGACCUGUACGUGAUGCGUAUAGGGCAGAAAGCCGCUCGAGGAAGGAGGGACGUGCAUUGGGGGCGCAGGCUCUUUUGGCGACUGAAAAGAUCAGCAAAAUCUAUGCAGUUCGCGCACACCAGGCCGGAAUACCAGAGCUUUCACAGGAGCAUAUGACGCGCUACGUGGGUGGCAUCGUGCGGAACAACGGACCGAGUGUGGUACCAGUUGUGACGCACGGUCUUGGUUGGACGUGCGGCGGAGCCUGAGCGGAUUAUUGGACCAAGAAAGGAAUUCCUUCGUCUACAGUCAGUCUACAACAUGUCGAAUAGCCACGCGAUCGAGAGAACGCUUCACAUGUCGGAUAGCGACGAGAUCGAUAGAACCGCUUCACGUAACUGGACUGAGCGCGAACGCUGACCAGCAGAACUAGUUGAGUAUCGUGGCGCGGAGUUAUUCUUCAUUUCGAUCGGUCUCCGCAUUCCACGAUCAGGCGGACCACUCAUAAUUCUUUUUCGUGCGCCUUGCUUUCACAGGCCUAGAUCUCAAGUAUUCCAUCUCUAGUCAAUGCACCCACUGUUGCUGUACUUUUGCAUUUGGUCCUGAUGAAGAUGGUAAAAGUUGGUUUCUACUAAUCGCGUAUAAACAGUGGAAUAUCUUCAAUUUCGGAAAGGCACCCAGAACACCCCAUGAGGCACGAGCGUUUGUCUUGAGGCAGGCAUCUCGUCUUUUCGUAUCAGGUAUUGACCGCCACGGAGAUGAUUUGCUCCUUCGUGGUAAUUGUGACAGCGUUUAAAUCUCAAGUAAUCGUGAUGGCGGUGAAGACAAGCAAAGACAUUCUCACUAAGUUCUCGUCAUGAUUCCAUGCUCUCGACCACGGACAGUAGGUCGCUCGUACGUUGACGGUGAGAGAUUUUGGGUCGUAAACGGCAUUUUGUUGGUUCGGGGGAUCUCAUGUUUUGCCAGGCUCGAAAGAACAAAAAAAUCUGGUCCCGAGGAGAUUGGGUGUGUGAGUUUGGUCUUUCGUGAACCGACC
Messenger RNA from Amoebophrya sp. A120, 1991 nucleotides. NCBI's taxonomy places the organism in Eukaryota, Dinophyceae, Syndiniales, Amoebophryaceae. The record is from the annotation of a GenBank genome assembly.